AUGUUGCAGUUCAGGAUGCCACCUCAGUGUUCCUUCCAGGGUAAAUGGCACGUGCAGCUGAACGAGGGUCGCGAGAGCGACCUACCACACAAGCUUGAGCCUGUAGGCUAUGUCAAAGGCGUUUCAACCGACAAGGACUCGAAUGGAACUGUCACCAAGACAGCCACCAACACUAUUGAGCUAAAGAAGAAGCGCGCUAUGGAGAUUGGGAUGGCGCCAUUUAAGAGUCUACUUCAAACAGGCUUUAUGAUGUGGAUGAGCGGCAACUCCAUCAACAUCUUUAGCAUCAUGAUCACUGGCAUGAUUGUCAUGAACACUGCGAAGUCACUUUUUAAUAUGAAUAACGCCUUUGCCUCAGUAAAUGACGGUGUGAUUAGUCUUACGCAGCCUAAGGCUAUUUACAUGGCUGGCAGUUUGAUUGGAGCGGCUAUGGGCGUGUACAAAUGUUCCAAUAUGGGAUUGUUGCCAACAACCAGCGCCGACUGGACGUGGUUGUUACCAAUAAAACAUGCGGUCGAGACGUCGUCGUUCGCUUACAGUCUUUAA
This is a messenger RNA of Plasmopara halstedii, 546 nucleotides long. RefSeq names its product Predicted membrane protein. Lineage: Eukaryota; Oomycota; Peronosporomycetes; Peronosporales; Peronosporaceae. Gene Ontology annotation, cellular component: EMC complex. Bases 1 to 546 code for a protein of 181 amino acids. Gene Ontology annotation, biological process: protein folding in endoplasmic reticulum. The transcript has 5 exons. The record is from RefSeq and is a predicted model, not a curated record.